Messenger RNA from Saxophila tyrrhenica, 741 nucleotides. RefSeq lists its product as uncharacterized. The transcript has 2 exons. The record is from RefSeq and is a predicted model, not a curated record. Lineage: Eukaryota; Fungi; Ascomycota; Dothideomycetes; Mycosphaerellales; Extremaceae. Bases 1 to 741 code for a protein of 246 amino acids.
AUGGCGGAUUCGACGGACUCAGACACUGGCCAGUCCAGUGAUGCCACCCCGGGUGGAAUCGCGAGCAGUCCGACACAAACCACCAGCAAAACCUGCCACCUCCUCCGUCUACCCGGCGAACUUCGAAACCGCAUCUACGAGCUAGUCGACGAACCCCAGCCACAACUGGGUUCCAGCUUUUUCGUGGAGAUCUCAGAUUACAAGGCCUGUCAUCGCUGGAAAGUGGAGCCGAAGCAACCCCCGCUAGCCUCUACCUGCAAGCAAAUCAGACACGAAGUCCUCGCGAUAUUUCUGGGGUCAAAGAUGUUCAUGGUUGGCGCAAGCCCGAUUGAACGGAUGCGGCGGAAUCCUCACCUCCCGCGCGCUUGUCUCUGGUACCUUCGUUGGGUCCAGGGAUUAUUCUGGGUCCCUGGUGUCUUCGUGCAUAAGUAUGUGGUCAGCGUAGGAGUCAGGGUAUCGGAGGGAGGAAAGCUGGAAUUGGUGGGACUUGAAGACAACGCUUCCCGCUACUGCAAAUGCGUACUCGCGGACCGAAUCAGAAAAGUGGAAGACGGCAAGGUUGGUUCACGAGACGAUGCACCGGUAGUACGAUUCUUCAAGUCGUGGGACGAAAACGAGGGCUUCGAAUGUCACCGAAACUUUCGCGCAGAGAACGACCGAACAUACAUCCACUGGGAAGGGGGGCCACGGAAGGACUGCGAGACCGGUAGCCAGCACGUCUGCUAUAUGCACUUGCUGUAG